AGAGGAUCGAAACGUCUAAUUAUUUAAUAAUUGUUUGUCAAUUAAAUUAAAUUAAUUCUCACACGAACAUCUUGUGUUGGCUCUUACGGCAUUUAUUCAUAAUAUUGAUUUAUUCUGUAUUCCAAAAAUUCGCUGCCAGCGUUAAAAAUUUAUAGUUUAUGUCACGUGCACUAUAGAUUUUCAGUGCUGACAGUAAAUUUUGGAACACAGCUUUAAAUCUCUGAUAUAAACUGGAAUUACUUCCAACUUCCACGAAUGUUUCGUGAAAAUAGCAAAAACUAACGAAAUCUGAUAGCUUCGUAUGUAACACAUGCAUACAACCGCAUAUGUAUGUAUAUACAUAUAUGCACACGAAUCUACAUUCCGUUGUUUACGCGAAGCCACCAUAGGCCACAGGUGAUUCGGUGUUGUAUGUAUGAGAACUGAGAACGUGUGCUUUAAGGAUCAGAAACGGAAACGCUCGUCGAGGAUUCGAAGCAAACGAAAGAUUUGUGAUGUUGACAGGUACGACACCAUGCAUAAGAAUGGACCACCACCUCCUUACGAACCACCACCUUAUGCACCACCCGCUUACUCUCAGAAUGUAGGAGGCGUUCCUCCAGCUAGUCCAUUUACACCAGCGCAAACUUAUGCAAAUGGUCCCACUAUAGUCACAACUAUUGUACCACUUGGGCCUCAACCUACUCAUACAAUUUGUCCACAUUGUCAUGCUGAAAUAGAUACAACGACAAAAACUGAACCUGGCAUGAUUGCUUAUAUCUCAGGUGUCAUCAUAGCACUGCUGGGAUGUUGGUUUGGUUGCUGCUUGAUUCCCUGUUGCAUCGAUGAAUGUAUGGAUGUUCAUCAUACCUGUCCAAAUUGUAAAGCUUAUUUGGGACGUCAUAGAAGAUAAGUGGAUUGUAUUAGUACAUCCACGUGUUGCAUUUGAAUGUUGAAACAUCUACGAUACUACGUAGUUCAAACGCGAUUCCAAUGAAUAUGUUGAAUUUGAUUUUGACUUGAAACAUUUUGGAAGAUGGCUCUUUAUAAGAGAGAUGUGACGAAAGAUGUAGCAGCUUCAAUUAUAUCGAUUCAAUUAAAUCUUUAUAACGAAGAAUGCACAUCAUCUAAAUAAUUAUACAAUUCUAUGUAAUUUUUUAACCUCUAUACAAUAACUUUAUUGCACACAAUUUGUUAUAAUCUCUUGCAUAGUUUUUAUAAAGAUAUUUUUUAUUUUUCAUGAAGCUGAUAAAAUAGUGUGCAAGAUUUUUAGUAGCAGAAAACGUGUCACUUCAAAACAUUUGUAUGCUCAUGAAAAGACACUUCCAUAUCAAUAGAUUGUGCUUCCACAAUAUUGAUAGAUCUACAUCCUUAUUACUAACGUAAAUAUGUAUCGUAGACUAUCUGCAGCAUUGAUUUUUACUUUGUUAUUAAUCAUGAUUUAUGCCAAUUUUUGAUUCAGACGUUAAGGCUCCUGACUCCUUAGCCGAGAAC
This is a messenger RNA of Solenopsis invicta (red fire ant), 1473 nucleotides long. RefSeq names its product LITAF domain-containing protein. NCBI's taxonomy places the organism in Eukaryota, Metazoa, Arthropoda, Insecta, Hymenoptera, Formicidae. Gene Ontology annotation, molecular function: zinc ion binding. The coding region runs from base 416 to 892 and encodes 158 amino acids. The transcript has 4 exons. The record is from RefSeq and is a predicted model, not a curated record.